Molecule: messenger RNA, 2633 nt
Organism: Ooceraea biroi (clonal raider ant)
Lineage: Eukaryota; Metazoa; Arthropoda; Insecta; Hymenoptera; Formicidae
Gene: hay
Product: ATP-dependent DNA helicase hay
Biological process (GO): transcription initiation at RNA polymerase II promoter; nucleotide-excision repair
Cellular component (GO): nucleotide-excision repair factor 3 complex; transcription preinitiation complex; transcription factor TFIIH holo complex
Molecular function (GO): 3'-5' DNA helicase activity; hydrolase activity; DNA binding
Source: RefSeq, a predicted model, not a curated record
ACGCCACUCGCUUCUCACGGGUUCGGUUCAUGUGAGGCCUUAGUGGGUGUCUGUUGCGUUUUACCCUGUACUGGCCAUCGCAUGCAAUGCGCAAGUAGACUUAUCGCCAGAAUUUCAGUUGGAUUUUGAAGAAUGGGUCCACCGAAGCGUUUCAAGAGAGAUACUGUUUUUAAUAAAGGUAAAUGGAAGAAACGUAAGGACGAUUAUGACGAAUACAACGAUGAAGAUUCAAUUGAUAGCAAUGAAGCGGAUGGUGUGCCAGAUGCAGCCAAAAACGAUGUAGAAAAGCAGGAUGAAAGUGCGAUCGAGGAUGAGUUUGGUGCAAAGGAUUAUCGCUCGCAAAUGAUUUUAAAGCUAGACUGUGCGUCUAGACCAUUAUGGGUGGCACCAAACGGACAUAUCUUUCUGGAGUCCUUUUCUCCUGUGUACAAGCAUGCUCAUGAUUUUUUAAUAGCUAUAUCGGAACCUGUGUGCAGGCCUGAACACAUCCACGAGUAUAAACUGACCGCGUAUUCACUCUACGCCGCAGUCAGCGUAGGUCUGCAAACGCAGGAUAUAAUAGAAUAUUUGAAAAGACUGAGUAAGACUAGCAUUCCUGAUGGUAUAAUUGAAUUUAUCAAGCUGUGUACAUUGUCCUACGGAAAAGUCAAGCUGGUCUUAAAACAUAACAAAUAUUUUAUCGAGUCGCCGUUUCCUGAAGUAUUGCAAAAAUUACUGAAGGAUCCGGUAAUUCAAGAAUGUCGAUUGAGGAAGAUCGUGGAAGAUACGGAAGCUGAUGACAUUGUUACAAAUGUUCAAGCCAAAAUAAAAGCCCCUCAGUUUGGCGCAAAAGCAGCUGGUAAUGUUCCUGCACCUAGCAAGACCAAUCCAGAAACCGAAUCUGACCAAGUGAUAACGGAAACGGUCGCUAUUCCAGAAGACAUAACUGCAUUCUAUGAUAAAAUCGACAAGGAGGACGAGGACGAGGAGGAAGAGCAAGAAUUAAAAACAGUCAGUUUCGAAGUGAAUCAGGAGAAAAUUGAAGUUAUACAAAAACGAUGCAUCGAGCUGGAACACCCUCUACUCGCAGAAUACGACUUUCGCAACGAUACCGUAAAUGCAGACAUAAACAUCGACUUGAAGCCGUCAGCUGUGUUAAGGCCUUAUCAAGAGAAAAGCUUGCGGAAAAUGUUUGGCAAUGGGCGAGCCAGAUCUGGGGUGAUAGUCUUACCUUGCGGGGCUGGUAAGAGUUUAGUAGGAGUGACAGCUUGCUGCACGGUGCGCAAGCGCGCCCUAAUACUGUGCAACUCCGGCGUGUCGGUGGAACAGUGGAAGCAGCAAUUUAAAAUGUGGUCGACCGCUGACGAUUCCAUGAUCUGUCGGUUCACCAGCGAGGCGAAGGACAAACCUAUGGGCUGUGGAAUAUUGAUCACCACGUAUUCCAUGAUCACGCACACUCAGAAACGGUCGUGGGAGGCUGAGCAGACGAUGCGGUGGCUUCAGGAACAGGAGUGGGGUAUUAUGGUUCUGGACGAGGUACACACUAUUCCCGCAAAAAUGUUCCGUCGAGUAUUAACGAUCGUCCAGUCUCACUGCAAGUUGGGCCUAACGGCGACGCUCCUGCGAGAAGAUGAUAAAAUUGCCGACUUGAACUUCUUAAUCGGCCCUAAGCUGUACGAGGCUAACUGGCUGGAGUUGCAAAAGAGAGGAUUUAUUGCGAGGGUACAGUGCGCGGAGGUCUGGUGUCCAAUGACGCCGGAAUUUUAUAGGGAAUAUCUCGGUUGCAAAAUGAGUAAAAAAUUGUUGUUGUACGUGAUGAAUCCAAAUAAAUUCCGUUGCUGUCAAUACUUAAUACGGUAUCACGAGAGACGCGGCGAUAAGACGAUCGUCUUCUCAGACAACGUGUUUGCAUUGAAGCAUUACGCGAUUAAAAUGAAUAAACCAUACAUUUACGGUCCUACUAGUCAGAAUGAAAGGAUACAAAUCUUGCAAAACUUCAAGUUUAACAUGAAGGUGAAUACAAUAUUCGUUAGCAAAGUCGCGGAUACCUCUUUCGAUUUACCGGAAGCCAACGUCCUGAUACAAAUCUCGUCUCACGGUGGAUCCAGGAGGCAGGAGGCACAACGAUUGGGACGUAUUCUCAGGGCUAAGAAAGGAGCAAUUGCGGAGGAGUAUAACGCAUUUUUCUACACGCUCGUGUCGCAGGACACGAUGGAAAUGAAUUACUCGCGGAAGCGUCAACGGUUCCUCGUGAAUCAAGGAUACGCGUACAAAGUUAUUACGAAACUCGCCGGCAUGGACGAGGAGCCAGAUUUAAUGUACACGAGUCGGGAAGAACAGGGUCAGCUGUUGCAACAAGUCUUAACGGCCAGUGACACGGAUGCGGACGAGGAACGUAUACCUGGUGAAGGAGCAAGACCGAUUAUACGCAAAGCUGGCACUAUGACGUCAAUGUCUGGGGCGGAUGACGCCGUCUAUUACGAGUAUAAGAAAGCUGCCAGCUCGUCAACAGCGAAUAAGCAUCCACUCUUUAAGAAAUUCAGAACGUGAGACAAGUGAAUGUUCAAUUAUUGUGAUAUUUAUCUCGUACGUCAGCGCUUGUAAUAAAAAAUAAAUGAUGUAAUUACAGUUUGAUUAAAACUGAUUUAUUCUCA